Alternaria ethzedia is the source of this 849-nucleotide messenger RNA. RefSeq lists its product as uncharacterized. The record is from RefSeq and is a predicted model, not a curated record. Bases 1 to 849 code for a protein of 282 amino acids. The transcript is spliced from 2 exons. Lineage: Eukaryota; Fungi; Ascomycota; Dothideomycetes; Pleosporales; Pleosporaceae.
AUGACUGACCCCAGCGCGACUUCAGAGGAAGACGCUAGAAGGGCACGCAUAGAGAAACAUCGCGAUGUGGUCGACAUGCUGGCCAAGGGCAUGACGAACGUCAAUCUGCGAUCGAGUGAAGAGUGGGGUGCUCUUGUACGCGAUAACCAGACAAAGGCCGCCGAAGAGCUCAAGAAAGAGAGGGAAGCGUGCGACACCAAGACCGAGAAGAUGAGAGCCGACUGCGAUACCAAGAUCGAGAAGAUGAGAGUAGAGGUUAAGGAGGCCCAGAGUACGUCAACCUGGAACUCAAACAACAUCUUCAAGAUGGAGGUCAACAAGGCCGCCGUUGAAAAGCGACUGGAGACUCAGGACGCGGAAGUCAAGCGCCUGCAGACAUUCGCAGACUCGAGCGCUGAGAACAACAUGCUCAAGUCGACUAUAGAGAAGCUGCAAGCUCAGCUCGAUGCCGCGACCGCAACGUCCUCGAAAGAGGCAGCUGAACUUCAGACGGAGGCUGCCAUCAAUCUUGCGAUGUCUGCAGCAACACGCGAAGCUGAGAGCGCGCGUGAGAUGUUACAAAAGACGGAAGACAACAAAGCCUCUGAGCUCGAUGCCCGCGAUAAGACUAUCGCGGCCCUCGAGGACUGGAUCGCCGCAGACAAGGUCACUUUGAGUCAUCUGCGCGAAACCAUGCGAGACUACCGUCUGCAGCUUCACGAGAGGAAAACUAUCAUUGACCAGCGAUCCGCCGCCAUGGAAAAGCUGACCGAGGCCUACGAUAUGGUCACGACUACGAACAGCAACCUCUGCCAACAGCUCCACGAAGCUUACCUUCUCGCGAAGACGAACAUGAAAGGGAUACGUUAA